Molecule: messenger RNA, 3586 nt
Organism: Aphis gossypii (cotton aphid)
Lineage: Eukaryota; Metazoa; Arthropoda; Insecta; Hemiptera; Aphididae
Product: rab GTPase-activating protein 1-like
Exons: 19
Coding region: 338-3340 (1000 amino acids)
Source: RefSeq, a predicted model, not a curated record
UAUGCUAUACAUAUUAUACAACACUCUCCUGUAAUAAUAGCCUACUUAACAUUAAUAUAUACCUGUCCUAUUAUACAGGCCUUAUUUAUUACUUAUUUCUCUUAGUUACCUCUUAUGCAUACCGUGGAAAAAUUCAAAAGACUUUCUAUGGCUUUUGUAAUUCGUAAAUAGUUGAUAUUGUUGAUAAGGAUUUCAUAGUACCAACUAACAUAUCAACAAUACAUGUAUAUGGCCUAGUAGCCUACCCCUACAAUAAAUUUAUUAUAAUAUACUCUCGAUGUUGUAGAAUUGAGAUUGUUCACCUUUUGUAGUCAGUAAUGAUUUGGAUAGUUGACUGAUGGCUGAUCGAGCAAGUGUCGAUUCCGGUGAAUCAAUCAGCACCAGUGAUGAUUACGAAAUUAUUCCAUCAAAUACAAUGAAUAAACGUGAUGUUAAACCUGAGUUGAAUAUUGGCGGUGACGGUGAUUUGGAACACAUGCAGAAAUGUCUUGGUGAGUUAUUGGAUGAAGAGAAUGAAUGUCAAUCUAUAAACACAGUCAUGUCUGAUAAAGAUAUUAAAAGUAAUAUAUCAUUUACAAAAAUAUCAGAUCCUGUUACUGAUGAUCUAGGUCAAAUUGAAAAAGGUACAAUGUUUGAUGGAAUUUCAUAUCUGGGUUCAGCUAGUAUAACAUAUCCUAAAGAAAAAACUGAAAUAUUAAGGAUUAUGGCUAUAUUAAAUGGAGAACAUGUUGCUGAUCAAGAUAUGAAAAUAUCAGUGUCCAUUCCAAUUUCAUCUGAUGGAGCUGUUAUUUUAUUUGACGGAACAAGCAAUACAAUAAUAGCCCGUUAUGAGAUUGAAAGAAUUAUGUUUUAUGCUAAUGGUGUUAAUGGAACAAAAGAAGCAUCGUGUUUUGCAUUCAGCUGGGCACAUGGCGACACUAAAGAAAAUGCACUGUUUCAAUGUCAUGUUUUUCGCUGCUCAAUUCCAGAAGCUGUGAACCGUGUAUCCAACUGUUUUGUGAAGGCCUUUCAAAAAGAAUCGAAAUUUACUUCAAGUUCUACAUCAUCAGAGUUAAGUUCUAAUGUAACUUUAGAUAUGCAAAGUAAAAACAGUUCAACUGAGAUUUUUAUUUUUGAAGUAAGUUUGGAGAUCAAAGAAGAUGAUGGAAAGGGAGGAUUUAUAUCAGUACCUAGAGAUAAAAAUUUCCUUAAACUUCGAGCAAAUGUGGAAAAACAAGUUUGUUUAACUAUUAGUCAAGUUGUAUCCAGAACUCAGCAAAAAAUAUUGCAUUUGGAACGAUGUUUUGGAGUACUUGUAUGUCCUGGUCGCAAUGUAAAGCAAAGUGAUAUGCAACUUUUAGAUAUGGUAUCCAUGGGAACUGAUUUAUCAGACUCUGACGGAUGUAAUACCAUUUAUUUGAUUACUGGUCACUGGGAUCCUUCGGACAAGGUGUUUGAACCCUUAAAUAGUGAAACUCAAUGUUCCUAUAUUACUGUAGCAGUAGAUUUAGUUAUGCGAAAUAUUAAAGAACCCGUUAGAUUAUCCAUAGAAACUCCUAUCAAAGUAUAUGCUGCCAAUGAAAGAUUUUGGGUAUUUGGGCGGAGACAAGUUACUCAUCAGUUUUACUUGAAUUUACAACAAAUUAAUUCAGGAAAUUCUGAUGUUGAUUAUAAACUUUUAAAUAUUGAUUGUUCUGGUGAAAUGGAUAAAAGUCGUUUGAAUAUGACAUUAAAUAAUUUGACUAAUUUCAUUAAAACUCAGAGCAUUAACUCAAUUGAACUAUCUUCUCCUAAAGAUGAAGAUUUGUCUGAUAAUGAUGAACCUUUGGUAAGUGGUACUGGGGAUGUUUCCAAAGAAUGUAAUGAAGUGGAAUUAGAAUCUUGGAAAGAUGUUUUAUUAAAAUGGGCAACAUGUAAAUCUCCUCCUGCACGACAAUUAGCUAUACUUGUCAAAGAAGGUAUACCUGAAGCUUUACGUGGAGAAGUAUGGUUACGUUUAGCCAAAGCUGAUUUAGACCCUAAACUCAUGGAUACAUAUAGAAUACUUAUUACUAAGGACUGUGAAUGUGGAGGAACUAUUCAACGUGAUAUCCAUCGAACAUUCCCAGCACACAACUUCUUUAAAGAAGCUGGUGGUAUUGGUCAAGAUAAUUUAUUCCAUCUCACCAAAGCAUAUGCUGUAUAUGACACUGAAGUGGGAUAUUGUCAAGGUCUAACAUUUUUAGCUGCUACAUUACUGUUACAUAUGCCCGAAGAACAAGCCUUCUGUGUUUUAUUAAAACUGAUGUAUGAUUACGGCCUACGAGAGUUCUACAAAGAUGGUUUUGAAACAGUUUACUUAAAACUUUAUCAACUGAAUAAUCUCAUGGAAGAACAAAUUCCUAAUCUUUUCAAUCACUUCAAUGCUAAUGGAAUUGAAGCUCAUAUGUAUGCCUCACAAUGGUUUCUUACACUUUUUACAGCAAGAUUUCCGUUGUUUUUCGUAUUUCGCAUAAUGGAUGUAGUACUUCUCCAAGGUCUGGAUACAUUAUUUCAAGUCGCUAUUGCCUUAUUACAAUUUUGCAAAAAAGACUUACUUCAAUUAGAUUUUGAAAAUAUUCUCAAAUAUUUUAGAGUGACAAUGCCCAAAAAAGUACGUAAUGAAGAAGUUGCCAGGCAUUUAAUAAAGAAUGCAUGCGCUAUUAAGCUGAAAAAAAUAAAAAAAUAUGAACAACAGUUUUUGGCUUUGAAAGCUCAAGAGAGUGCUGAAAAUUUUACUAGUGAAUUAGAUCAAGUAAAAAUGACAUUAAAGCAGACUGAAGAAGAAAAAAGUCGCCUCGAAGAAGAACUUACUAGGGUGAAAAAUAUAUUAAAAAAAGAAAUUACAAAAGCUGAUACAGAAAUUAACAGAGAUCAAACAAUUAUUAAAGAAUACAAACAAAUUUGUCAAAGAUUAGAUGCUGAACAAGCUUCUAUGAGGGCUGUUAUAAAAUUACUUAAAAAUACAUUAGGUGAAUGUACUAGGUGCAGAUCAUUUAUUGAAACACCAUUAUUAAGUAAUGAUGUAUUAUCUCAAAGUGCAGACACUUCAGAUUCUGUAAUGGAAGAAAAUAAACUUUCAAAACGAAUUACCGAGCUGGAAAUUGAACUUGCUCAAACCAAAUUAGCCUUAGUUGAAUCAGAGUGUAGAAAUCAGGAUUUGGGGCAUAGAUUGGGUGUAAAGUUUUCGGAACUGCAAGCAUCCAAAAACACAUUACCUCCAUGGUUGCAGAAAACACUGACAUCAAUCAAAGAGGUAACCACCAACAAGACAAAUGAUCAGCUACGUAUGAUUGUCGGCAGAAGAGAUUCUGCACCUAAUACUCAGUCUUUUGAUUUAUAAAGAUUAAUCACCAAAAUAAUAUCUCUCAAUUGAACAAAUACUUAAUGAUAAUAAUUAUUAUACAGUAAAGUAUUUACUGUAGUAUACUAAAACUAAUUUUUAAUUAAAUAAUUAAUGAUUAGAAUUGAGCUUUUGUACUAAAAUAAGUUAAUAUUAUAUAAGUGUAUAAUUCAGUUAUACAUUUUGUCAUAGGCUGCUAGAUAAAAAAUUAAUUUUUUAUAUUAAUUUUUAUUUAAGUACUUUAAU